This is a messenger RNA of Drosophila gunungcola (fruit fly), 4002 nucleotides long. RefSeq names its product liver carboxylesterase. The transcript has 5 exons. The record is from RefSeq and is a predicted model, not a curated record. Bases 2099 to 3793 code for a protein of 564 amino acids. Lineage: Eukaryota; Metazoa; Arthropoda; Insecta; Diptera; Drosophilidae.
AACCCCUAGAAACCCAGAAGCAAAUGUCAUAACUCAGGCAUAUGAAUGAAGCAAAGUUGGCAAACAAAUUUUUGUUGGCCCCUCGGCGAUCUCAAGUCAGAGAUAAAGGAAACAAACAUAAUCAUUAAGAUGCCGAAAGGGUGAGAGGAAACUCCAUAAUUUUCACACUUCCACGUCGGCCCGAAAGCCAUGCAAUUAUGACACGAACCGAGCGAGCAACCCGCGGCGCCUUUCUGCCAAGGAGUCGCCCAAAGAUCAGGAUCGUAGCACGCGAUAGGAACUCAAAGGAUUACGGUGGACAAUGGCAAUGGCAAAGGGUGCGCCGUCGGAGGAUCGAGGGGCGUUGACACGGAAGAAAGUCAUGACGUUGCAUAUUAUGAGGCUGACGGGGCAGGACAUCCUAUCCUACCUGGUCCCAGAUUCCCAUCCUCCGGGUGGGUGUGGCCCCUUAAUGAUGCCCGAAAUUAACUGUUCCGUUUCAAUUGCGAGCGAUCACUUUGCAAUCAAAUUUAUUUGACACUCUCUCCACGGGUGACAGUUUAAAGCAGAACUCUUUUCUUCCCCAUCGAAAGUCGGUCCAAUUGCGGCUAUAAAAUUCAACCAAAAAUUACGCAUAAAUGUCAUCGUAAAUUCCGCAUCUACCCCAUCCGUCUGCGGUGUCGUGGGAAGUUACGCCCCUGGCAGACAGAUAGGAUGGCUGGAGUAGCUGGCUCUGGUCUGGAGGGAUUUGGCCAUGGAUUACAGCGAUUGCCAAACAUAUGGCCACCGACAAUCCCAGUAUAUUUCUCCACUUAACCCCACAACAACAACAUCUGCCGGCGAUGCGUGAGAAAUUUUUGCAUGUCUGAGCUGGCCGGCGACGUCAUCAAGCCACAGGAAGCUGCAGCAGCCUGCCACAAAGGGUACACAAAGAGCCCUCAAGUGGCACAGUUUGAGCUUCCACGACAACGACGAUGAUGACGAUGAUGAUGAUGAUGACGACGAUGUCUGUCAAGAGGCCACUCAUAUAUUUGCAACAACUGGAGUGGCUUCGUCCAGGUCCAACUGGGAUGGGCAGGGUGGUUUCCUCCGAUCCUCCGAUCCUCCCGUGGUGCUGCGGUGUGCACAUGCGCACUCAAGUGCCCGGAAUAUUGAGCUCGACUCCUCAGGAGCGGCAGCAGAUUGUCGCAAAUCCGUUUUGGGGAGCGCAAAUUGUUUCAAUUUCGAGUUGCGUUACUCGGCGAUGUGUGAAAAUUGUUUUUUUUUUUUUCGCCAAUGAAAGAUGUCAUCUCUAAAAGCGAAUAUUAAUAUUCAUUGUUGCUUGGAUUUGAAGAUCAUCUACUUCCUGGCACAAUUAAAAGCAGUCGCAAUUAAGGGAAUUCAUUUCAAAAAGGUCAUUGUGGGAUUUCCUUCGCCACCAUCAUGUUCAGUUUUCAAUCCGGCUGAAAAGGAGAACUUGGAGUGUCCCAGAGUUCGAGUAAUUACCACUCGGCUUGUGUCAAUCAAGAGAACUGCCAUAUCGUGGGUAGUUUUAAUUGAAUAUUACAAGAGGGAUGUGCAUUAAUAAGGAAAUCAAUUUAAAUCUCAGUCGCUGCCAUGAGAAAAACUAAACUGGAAACUCUAAAAAAUCUGCGGGCAUAGGAUCCGAUCCACGGACCAAACGGUGGUGCAAAUCAGGGUGAUGUGUCUAACGGUUGCCACAACCAAAGCCGAACCCAAACUCAAACCCAAAACCAAAUCUCUCAAUGAAGCAAUAAGUUUCAAUUGAAUUGGAGUUCAGUAAUUAAAGUACAAGGUCAUGAGUUUGAAUUGCCAGAUUGAGAGAGAACAAACGAUAUAUGAUAGUUGGUCUAAUCUUGUGUUUAUUUUGGUAGGAAACUAAAGUUAAUCUUGACCAACUAAUCAAUCAAGUUAUCUCUAAGUGGUUUUUGAGAUAGUCCCACCCGAAGAAGUAGAAACCGUGCGAAACCUGCAGUCACGGUUCCGCUGAAAUACUCGUAACAUGCGGGUGCGCACCACCAAAACGGGGAAAACUAAUAAAAUUGUUGCGAAAACAUAAGCGGACUCUGAGAACCACGCAAGAUUCCCAGCCAUUCCCACAGUGAAUUUUCAUUUGAAAAUGGCUAGUCUACUUCAGUUCCUAGGCGUUUUUCUCCUGAUUACAAUAGGUUUCACCACAGCUGUGAUUUUCAUUGAUGGUGAUCCUGUAGUAGAGCUCUCCUUGGGUAAAAUACAAGGAGGUUCGGUGAAGAGCUUUCAGGGCAAGACUAUCUACGCCUUUAGAGGAAUACGCUAUGCCCAAUCUCCAGUGGGUCAGCUAAGGUUUACCACUCCCAUUCCGGAAACAAGUUGGGGUGAUGAGGUGCUCAAGGCCACAUCCGAUUCCCUGGUGUGCCCACAACCAGGAAUCACCUUGUUUAUGAGUGAGGAUUGCCUAAAACUUAACGUUUUCACCAAGACCUUUGAGGAUAAGCUGCCAGUGAUCGUCUACAUUCACGGGGGAGCCAAUGUGCUGGGCAGUGGCCACAGCAUAUACGAAGCAGGUCCUCAGUAUUUACUAGAUCACGAUGUGGUUUUCGUGGCCUUCAACUAUCGCCUUGGAGCCCUGGGAUUUCUCAGCACCAACAGCAGCGAGACGCGGGGCAACUUUGGCUAUCUAGACCAAGUGAUGGCUCUGCAAUGGGUCCGAGAUCACAUAUCUCACUUUGGUGGCGACCCAGAGAUGGUGACUAUUCUGGGAAUGAGUGCGGGCUCAAUGGCAGUCAGUCUGCACUUGGCCUCGCCCCUGUCCGCAGGUCUCUUCCAUCGGGCCAUCCUCAUGAGCGGUUCAGCCACCAACCACUUUGACAUAGAUAACCUCUUUUGGACACGGAAACUGGCCCGUGAGUUGGGAUGCCCAAUGUAUGAUGCCACGGAUGUGGUGCAGUGCCUCCGAAAUGAGAGCUGGGCACGCAUUGUGGAAGUCUGCAAGGCAUGGGAGACCUAUCAGUUUGUUAACAUGAAGUGGAACUACGAGAUCGAUGGCCACUUUCUGCCCAGGCAUCCCACGGAACUAAUCGAGGAGGGAAACUUCAACAAGGUUCCCUUACUGAUCAGUUACACGCUCAACGAACUGGACUACACGCCUAAUGUUCACUUGGCAAACGAGCAUUUGCUCCAUGAUCUAGGCUCCAACUUUGUCGAAUAUGCUCCGGAGUUGUUUCUCUACAACGCCAAUGAAAUAAUUGGUCAACGACUCAAGGACUUUUACCUGGGUAGUAACACUACGGAUAUUAACUCUGAAAACAUUGAGCAAUUUGGACAAAUCUUCUCCGAUGGAAUCAUAGGCCAUGGUGUCCACCGACUUGUCCGCCUGGCCAGCCACUUCACUCCAGUUUAUUACAUGCGCACGGAUUACGUUGGUGAGCGAAGUGUCUCAGCUCCCUUGAAUGAGGAAAGUAAGCCCCUGGGAGUGGGUCAUGCCGAUGAUCUUCAGUAUGUGAUGCCAGGUCUUUGGUAUGGCACCAUUAUGGCUGAAAAUCACACGGAUAUUUUCAUGAUGGAGCGCUUGACCAGCUGGUUUACACACUUUGCAAAAACGGGAACACCCCUAAACACCACCGAUAUCUGGCCGCCGUGCAACGCGACGCACUUGAAGAUGCUCUACAACGGGGUGGUGACCCAGGUGGGUUCUCCGGCCAACUCCGAUCGAUACGCCCUUUGGGAGGAACUGUUUCCCACGCCGGCCCGCGGUGGAGGCGCUGCCUGGAAACUCAGCAUUGCCGUGUCUGUAGCCACUGGUGUGGCCUGCCGGCUCAUCGGAAAAUUAAUGUAGCAAUUAGGUGUGGAAAAAGCUUAUCAAUAGGCCGUUUAGAUUACGCUAAUGACCUUCGACGUUGGCUCAUGGCUCUUGGCUCUUGGCUCUUGGUUCGCUUUUCGCCCGAGCACUGCAACUAUUUACUUUGAUUAAUUAAUCAACAAAGGCGUGAGAUUUUCCCUGCUUCCUUGGGGCAAUUAGUCUUUGGCCUGGAGCGGAUUGGGGCA